Petromyzon marinus (sea lamprey) is the source of this 533-nucleotide messenger RNA. The record is from RefSeq and is a predicted model, not a curated record. Lineage: Eukaryota; Metazoa; Chordata; Hyperoartia; Petromyzontiformes; Petromyzontidae.
UCCCCUUCCCCUCACCCUCACCCCUCCCUCUCCCCUCCCUCUCCCCCCACCGUCUCCCUCUCUCUGUGCGAGGAGUUGGAGUCGUGAGUUUGUCUCAUCGGAGUUCUCAAUCAACAAUGGACUUCCUCAAGGACGCAUUUACACAGGUGUCACGUGGUGUGGGUGAAGCUGUCUCCCGCACGCGCCAGGGAGUCGUAGACGCAGCGGCCGCCACGGAGAAGGGAGUCCGGGACACCGGUGAACAAACGAAGGCAGAGCUGGAGCAAGGCCUCGCUACAGUGACGGAGCAAACCAAGCUGCAGGUGGGGGUGCUCAGCGAGGCCGUGGUGCAGGGCGCCAACUCGAUCGCCCAGCAGGCGGUGCAGGGCGCCCAGAGCGUGGCCACGGCCGCCAACGCCACGGUGAAGAAGUGACGUCACCGCCGCCCCGCCCCCGCCAUGACGUCGACGCCCCACGUAGACGCGUGACGUCACCCACCCUGUGUAGUGCAGUGUACUGUGUGUGUGCUGUGUGUGUACUGUGUGUGUAGUGUG